Molecule: messenger RNA, 1376 nt
Organism: Ctenocephalides felis (cat flea)
Lineage: Eukaryota; Metazoa; Arthropoda; Insecta; Siphonaptera; Pulicidae
Product: zinc finger protein 239-like
Exons: 4
Coding region: 180-1376 (398 amino acids)
Biological process (GO): regulation of transcription by RNA polymerase II
Cellular component (GO): transcription regulator complex; PcG protein complex
Molecular function (GO): RNA polymerase II cis-regulatory region sequence-specific DNA binding; DNA-binding transcription factor activity, RNA polymerase II-specific
Source: RefSeq, a predicted model, not a curated record
UUUGUGAUUGAUAAGCAUAAAGCUCCGCAAUAAGGCAAAAGCUUUGAACAAUAGUUGAUUCAUAUUUACUGUCCGUCAAAUAUUAACUAUUUUAAAGAAGGAAUUAUCUUGGCGACAUACAUCAUUCAAAAUACACUUGUGUUAAAUUAACAACAUAAUCGGUGCACAAAUAUCUCAAAAUGUCUGAAGCUGCUAAUGAUCCGAUAAUUAAAAUUGAACCGCAAGAAUAUCCAAUCGAAGACAUUAAACAGGAAAUGGAGGAAGAUCAUGAAUCGCGUUCAGAGGAUGACAAAACAUGUCUAACGAGAUUUAUGAACUCUAUAGUAGAAAUAGAAGAAGUCAAACAGGAAUUAAUUCAGACUGCUCCUUAUAAAUGUGACAAGUGUAAUAGAACAUUUAGAAAGUUGCUUUAUUUGGAACAGCAUAUGGUGAAUUAUUGUCAGAAGUAUACAUAUUCUUCAGAGACUUUACCAGAUGCAUGUGCAUUAGAAAUACAUAUAGAAUCUCAUACAGAUCAACACAGUUGUGCUCCAGCAGGAGAACAAAUUUCACAUUUGAAUGAAUCUGGUAAUCAAAAACGAAAUAUUCGCGCUCAUACUGCAAAGGGGCCAGGUAAACGUCCGCAUGUUUGCCAAAUCUGUGACAAGAAAUUCACACAAUCGAGUACCUUGAACAGACAUAUGAUAAUUCACAAUGGGGUACAUCCUAAAAAAUGUAAAAUAUGUGGUAAGACAUUCACACAAUUGGGUUCCUUGAACAGACAUAUGCUCAUUCACCUUGGCGAACGGCCACAUAUUUGCCAAAUUUGUGAUAUGACAUUCAGACAAUCGUCAGACUUGAAUCAACAUCUGCUCAUUCACACUGGCGAGCGUCCCCAUGUUUGCCAAAUUUGUGAUAAGACAUUCACACAAUCGAGUAGCUUGAACAGACAUAUGGUCAUUCACACUGGCAAACGUCCCCACAUUUGUCAAAUUUGUGAUAAGACAUUCACACAAUCGUUUCACUUGAAUAAACAUAUGCUUAUUCACACUGGUGAAUGUCCCUACAUUUGCCAAAUAUGUGAUAAGACAUUUACACAAUUGAAUAACUUGAAUCAACAUUUGCUCAUUCACACUGGCGAGCGUCCCCAUGUUUGCCAAAUUUGUGAUAAGACAUUCAAACAAUCGAGUACCUUGAACAGACAUAUGGUCAUUCACACUGGCAAACAUCCCCACAUUUGUCAAAUUUGUGACAAGACAUUCAUACAAUCGUUUCACUUGAAUAGACAUAUGCUCAUUCACACUAAAGAGCGCCAUUUCAAAUGCAAAAUUUGCGAUAAGGUAUUCAAACAAUCAAGUACCCUGAAAGAGCACAUGGUUGCUCAUACCAAUGAGUAA